CGAAAUCAUUUAUCAUUUAUUAUUACAACAACUUACAAGAAGAAGAAGAUAGAGUGUGGGUGAGUUCAACAUCUUAACAUUUUCACAUUGAAUCAUGAAUGAGGUUUUGACAAGAGCCGAUGUAACUGCAAGCACCGCUUCAUCAUUAUCCCCUUUUGUUCCUUCCUCCAAUCUUCCUCUCAUCUCCGCUUUUCUCUCUUUCGCUCUCGCUCAGUUUCUCAAGAUCUUCACCACCUGGUAUAAGGAAAAGAGAUGGGAUUCUAAAAGGUUGCUUGAUUCGGGAGGAAUGCCUUCAUCACAUUCUGCAACUGUGUCGGCUUUGGCUGUGGCUAUAGGUUUCCAAGAAGGGAUUGGGUCAUCUGUCUUUGCUAUCGCCGUCAUCUUGGCAUGUAUUGUAAUGUAUGAUGCAACAGGAGUUAGACUUCAUGCAGGCCGGCAAGCAGAAUUGCUUAAUCAAAUUGUGUGUGAAUUACCUCCAGAACAUCCUCUGUCCAAUGUCAGACCAUUACGUGAUUCACUUGGUCAUACUCCACUUCAGGUUGUUGCUGGUGGUUUACUGGGGUGCAUUAUAGCAUUUUUAAUGAGAAAAUCAAGUUAAGAUGCAAUGCUAUGUGAAUGAUACUAAUUAUUUAUCUUGUCACAACUGGCCAUGCACGCCGAAAAGGAGAGCAUCAUGGAAAUGGCAAAAAAGCUUGCUUUUGUCGCAAGCAUGCAUGCGAGUAAAGAGAUAAGUAUGUUAAGGGUUCUCCUUGGUACUGGGAAAUCCAUCGUCCCCAUUUUUUGAACAUUCAAACUUCUCUUGUGAACUAUAAUGUAUUGGUUUAUUAACUGUCUUAAUUAAUUGUUGAUGAUUGAACACGAUUUGGGAUAACACUGUCCUUUAUUUGACUUGUUUUCCACACAUUGUGGGUGGCAUUUCAUUUUCAUCCAUUAGAAGAUUAGUAGAUUAAGGUUCGUUUCAAGUUGUGACCUGUCAAAAACUGAUUGUCACGUGUUAUCUAAUAGGCGUUAUAAUUUUCAUAUUACCCGAAGUUACAUGU
This is a messenger RNA of Medicago truncatula (barrel medic), 1040 nucleotides long. RefSeq lists its product as uncharacterized. Lineage: Eukaryota; Viridiplantae; Streptophyta; Magnoliopsida; Fabales; Fabaceae. The coding region runs from base 95 to 598 and encodes 167 amino acids. The transcript has 5 exons. The record is from RefSeq and is a predicted model, not a curated record.